This is a messenger RNA of Opisthocomus hoazin, 1199 nucleotides long. NCBI's taxonomy places the organism in Eukaryota, Metazoa, Chordata, Aves, Opisthocomiformes, Opisthocomidae. The record is from RefSeq and is a predicted model, not a curated record.
AAAGCGACGAUGCCGAUAUGGGUGGUUCUUCUUUCGCGGAUCAUAAUGAAGGAAAAGCAGACGACGAAGGUGUACUUGUCUCUGAUCCCCAUAAUAACUGGUGUCCUGCUGGCCACUGUCACGGAACUGUCCUUUGACAUGUGGGGACUCAUCAGUGCGCUUGCUGCCACUCUGUGUUUUUCACUGCAGAACAUCUUCUCAAAGAAGGUGUUAAGAGAUUCCCGAAUACAUCAUCUUCGGUUGCUGAAUAUACUGGGGUGCCACGCUGUGUUCUUCAUGAUCCCAACAUGGGUUUUGGUUGAUCUUUCUUCCUUCUUAAUAGAGAAUGACUUGAGCACGAUGUCUCAUUGGUCCUGGACCUUGAUGCUGCUUAUAAUUAGUGGAUUCUGUAAUUUUGCCCAGAAUGUCAUUGCCUUCAGUAUUCUUAACCUGAUCAGCCCACUAAGUUACUCUGUCGCAAAUGCCACAAAAAGAAUCAUGGUCAUCACAGUGUCCCUUAUCAUGCUUCGCAACCCGGUUACGAGCACCAAUGUCCUUGGAAUGAUGACAGCUAUCUUAGGGGUCUUCUUAUAUAACAAGACAAAAUAUGAUGCAAACCAAGAAGCAAAGAAGCAGCUACUUCCAGUUACAACUGGAGACCUUGUGAAUUUGGAGCGGCAUCGAAACACUCCGGAAAAGUCUCAGAACGGACUUACAGCGUUUGCACAACAUGGAGACUAUCAGUAUGGUCGAGCCAAUAUCUUAACAGACCACUUCCAGUAUAAUCGGCAAAACUAUCCAACUACCUACAACUUAAAUCGUUUUGAUAUAUAGAAUCCUGGCAAACAGGUACAGACUGUGAUAUCAAAGUGUCCCCAGCAUUAUCAGAAACUUUUAAUACAUCCAUGAAUGUCAAGCCAUUUGAUCGUACAGGUUUUGCAGAAGGGAAGAUGCGUGUGUAGCGAAAGCGGUACAGACCUUCUGCUGAGCAGACCUUUAAAGGUGAAACAGCUAGAUCCGACACUGGAACUAAAGGCACAGUGUAGCUCUCGUACAGAGGUGCUGGUGAAAUGCACGUACAAAACUUCAGAGUAAAACCUCUGCUCUCACUGCUCCUUUUCAGAGUCUGUCAACUGCGUAUCCUUUUGGCAGCUAAAUUCUGGCCAGUAUUGUGUUUCCACGCUGGUAACAUCACCUUUCAUUUGUUCUCUGGUAUGUUU